GUAAUACUUCGUUUCAUACAGCGCGUAGAGAAAAUCAAACCUAUUGUUGAGGAGAUAUUGGGAGCUGAAGUAGAAGAGCGUGAGCUGCGAUUGGCAGCCUCUCAGAUUGCAAAUGCAGAGAAAAUGUUAUCUGGGGGACCGGAAAAGUGUUUGGGAACGACGCCCCAUCGGCCACCUCGCAAGAACUGGUUCACUCAGCAGAAACUUGAGCGGAAAGCAAAACGAAAAGCCUAG
This is a messenger RNA of Protopolystoma xenopodis, 234 nucleotides long. The record is from the annotation of a GenBank genome assembly. Lineage: Eukaryota; Metazoa; Platyhelminthes; Monogenea; Polystomatidea; Polystomatidae.